Danaus chrysippus (African queen) is the source of this 444-nucleotide messenger RNA. NCBI's taxonomy places the organism in Eukaryota, Metazoa, Arthropoda, Insecta, Lepidoptera, Nymphalidae. The record is from the annotation of a GenBank genome assembly.
AUGUCUGAUUGGGAUACAGUGACUAUUCUUCGAAAGAAACCACCAAAGGCAUCGGCACUAAAGACAGAACAAGCCGUUAAUGCUGCACGUCGUCAAGGUUUACCAGUGGACACUCAACAAAAAUACGGUGCGGGGACUAAUAAACAACAUGUUACAACAAAAAACACUGCAAAACUCGAUAGAGAAACAGAAGAGCUUAGACAUGAAAAAGUACCACUUGAUUUAGGAAAGCUUAUAAUGCAAGGACGACAAGCUAAAGGCAUGAGUCAAAAAGAUUUGGCCACAAAAAUAUGUGAAAAACCACAGAUCGUAAAUGACUACGAGGCCGGUCGUGGCAUACCAAACAAUAUCGUUCUUGGUAAAAUAGAAAGGGCGAUUGGAAUAAAACUAAGAGGAAAAGAUCGCGGCCAACCGCUACAGCCUCCUGGUGGAAAAAAAGAAUAG